This is a messenger RNA of Plodia interpunctella (Indianmeal moth), 1088 nucleotides long. RefSeq lists its product as uncharacterized. The coding region runs from base 102 to 1010 and encodes 302 amino acids. The record is from RefSeq and is a predicted model, not a curated record. The transcript is spliced from 2 exons. Lineage: Eukaryota; Metazoa; Arthropoda; Insecta; Lepidoptera; Pyralidae.
CUGACGGUGACUGUAAUUUUUAGAAUUCGUGACAGAAGCCCUAAUAGUAUCCAAAAUAUUUUUGUAAGCUUUUAUUUGUAAGUUAUUACUUUAUUUUAAUAAUGGGCAAAGGAAUAUUGAUAGUUGUAGCGUGUUGUGGUAUCCUUGUGGGUUUGUUCUGUACGUUCUCAUACCUUAUGACUACGGUCAAUCCUGAACCCCUUGUGUAUAGUUUGACGGACGCCUUAAAUAGUGGAGUAUCAGCAAAUGAUACGGAUGCAAUUGCAAAAUCAAUGGUAAACGGCACCAUGCUCAGAGAUCUAUAUGAGGACGAAAAAUCCAGAGGCGAAGUGACAUAUUUAAAAGACUUCUUAUCAAAGCAAAUUGGAGCUUUACGAUAUGGCAUGGAGAAAGUUGAUCUCACGCUUAAAAAUGACAAGCCUCCUAAAAAGGCAGAAACCACUCAUUUCUUCUUCAAACGCCCACGACCGCAAACCAUCGAACCAGUAAAUACUAAACCCAAUACAAGCAACAAUAUCGCAGUACCAUUAUUGAAAAAGGAGAGAGAAGAAAGAGAAAGGAGAUCGGUAGAUGAGCUUGAACCACAUACAGGAGCUAUAGUUUUGAAAAUAGCCGAUAAUACUGGACGCAUGAUUACAAUAAUAGUUGAAUCUGAUGCAUUUGAAUAUUCUAAUGUUGUAAAAGAAAGUAAAGAAAAAUAUAACAAAACAAAUAAUCCAAACAGAAAAACUGAUAAAGAAAUAAUUCAGAAAAGAAACACUGUUAUUGAGAUUUUUAAUAAUUCAUUGAAUAUGGAUACGAGUGGCCAGUCUUCGUUGUUUUUAGAUUUAUCUAGUAAAAAUGAAGUUAUGUUGAAAAUUAAUAAAAGGGCACUAGGCAUCAUGAGGAAUGGGUCUUCCACGCGAGAUACGAUUCUUCAGACAUUAAAAAAUGAUAAAUUGGUGCUUUAUGGUGUAGCAAACAGUACAGCAAUAUCCACUCAUCCACCCAGAAAUAAAUUGAGUGUUUAAGUCAAACAAAUGCACUUAUUAAAAUGUCAUUGAAACAAAGAAACCAAGUUUGAGUUUAGUAAAUAUAGGUCAGUUCAA